GCGGCAGGAGGAGGGCGAGGACGGCGGUGCUCUUGAGCCUGAUGUGUGGGGGGUGAGACCUGUUGGUACCUUCAGCGAUCGAGAGAUCAGGACCCAGAUUGGGGAUAGGGCGGCCACUCUGCCCCUUUUCGACCAUGUGCCUCUUCCCCCAUCCCGGAAAGUAGGAGAGGGUUUUGCGGCAGUCGUUCAGGAUGGAGAGAACGAUUGGACGGAUGCAGAGGACGUUGCGGGGGGGCACAGAUAGGACGGCGGAGCAGGUUUACUUCACGUACGGGGGCGGAUCGGACGACCAUGCACCGCGGACGUCUGUCAUUAUGGACGAUGUUGAAGGCGGGGCACAGGGCAGCACCACUCGACGACCCCAAGCAGUUCGAGGUCGUGGCGCCGUUGAUCGCGACGGUCCCCCUCGCGCGAGGAGAAUUUUAGGGGUGGACUCAAACGAUGAGGACGAGGGCGAGGCAGAUAGCACUGAGCACCUUCGGGACCAUCGGUUUGAUCCAAGCCACCACUCUAGGGAGCAGUCAGAGCAGCUUCGGCGGUCGCACAGAGUGGGUGACAAAGUUGAGUACAGGACGAAUGUCAGGGAGAGGGAGGAGACUGUUGAGGAGAGGGACGCUCGCCUGGAUUGCGAGGAGGAGGCACUGUUACAAUCCAUGCCUCGAUGGGCUAGCAGAGAGGCGUAUGAGGCCGAGCAGCGGAGGCAGAGGGAGUUAGAGACGACAGGAGUGGGUUCACAGGCGAGCGUCGGACCAUUGCCGACUCAAGACACUAUGCGGCCCCCCUCCCAUGCUGAGGGUGUCGGGGCUGACAGAUGUGGAUUGGACGCCCGCGGCGGGGGCCUGACAGAUGUGCGAUGCGAGGCUGAGAGCUCCGACGACGGUGACGAGUGUGAGGCCGCAGAGCCUAUCAUACACGACGUUGUAGUUGGCAUAUGCGUGGCUGACACUGAUGGAGGAAUUCAUGGAGGGGAGGAGGAGAUGGUAGAAGAGGUCAGUGUGCCUUUGCCUCCUGACGCGGCACAGGUUGAGGAGGAGUUGGUGGACGAGGGGAGUGAUGCCUCGGUGGGAUGACGGUGAACCGGGGGAGUGCACACCGACACCGUUGCGUCCGGAGCAGCUGGAGAG
Molecule: messenger RNA, 1124 nt
Organism: Chara braunii
Lineage: Eukaryota; Viridiplantae; Streptophyta; Charophyceae; Charales; Characeae
Source: the annotation of a GenBank genome assembly